Molecule: messenger RNA, 1630 nt
Organism: Cuscuta europaea
Lineage: Eukaryota; Viridiplantae; Streptophyta; Magnoliopsida; Solanales; Convolvulaceae
Source: the annotation of a GenBank genome assembly
CCCCACGCGUCCCUUCCCUGUACCACUAUAAACCUUUUCCUCUUCCUGCAGGCUGCACCGCAUAAAUAAACCGAAGACUCAAAAGCAAGCAUCUAAGAUUUGACGCAAAGAGGGCGGGCGGAACAACCGAGAAUGGCUCUGAGAUUGAACUGGGCGACCGCGAACAUGGAAUCCGUCAUCAAAACUACGAGAUUGAGCGGCGCUCCCCCUUCAUUUCCUGGCCCAAGAUCUUCCAUAGUUUCUAUGGCUUCAACUCUUCAUCCUCCCGCCACCACCUCUCCGGAAACUGGGAGUUCCAAGAAACCUUGGAGUCCUCCAAGGGAGGUACACCUUCAAGUCCAACACUCGCUCCCUCCAGAAAAGAUCGAAAUUUUCAAUUCCUUGCAGAAUUGGGCUGAACAAAAUAUCUUGGUCCACUUGAAGCCUGUAGAAAAGUGUUGGCAGCCAAAUGAUUUUCUUCCAGAUCCUUCCAUUGAAGGAUUUCACGAACAGGUCAAAGAUCUAAGGGAAAGGUGCAAGGAAUUGCCGGAUGACUACUUUGUGGUUUUGGUUGGGGAUAUGAUCACAGAAGAAGCGUUGCCGACUUAUCAAACUAUGCUCAACACACUGGACGGUGUUCGUGAUGAGACAGGUGCUAGUCUUACCCCCUGGGCAGUUUGGACAAGGGCAUGGACUGCUGAAGAAAAUAGGCAUGGUGACCUUCUAAACAAGUAUCUCUACCUCUCAGGAAGAGUUGACAUGAGGCAAAUAGAAAAAACAAUUCAGUACCUCAUCGGGUCUGGAAUGGAUCCAGGCACAGAAAACAACCCCUACUUGGGGUUCAUCUAUACUUCCUUCCAGGAGAGGGCAACUUUUAUUUCUCAUGGCAACACAGCCAGGCAAGCGAAGGAGCAUGGAGACUUGAAACUAGCGCAGAUAUGUGGCAUCAUCGCAGCAGACGAGAAACGUCAUGAAACUGCAUACACCAAGAUCGUAGAGAAGCUCUUUGAAAUCGAUCCUGAGCACACUAUCUUGUCCCUUGCCAAUAUGAUGAAGAAAAAGAUAUCCAUGCCAGCUCACCUCAUGUAUGACGGCGGGGACGACAACCUCUUUGAACAUUUCUCUGCUGUCGCACAGCGUCUUGGUGUGUAUACAGCCAAGGACUAUGCGGACAUAUUGGAGUUCUUGGUGUGUAGGUGGGAAGUGGAAAAGAUGACCGGUCUUUCAGGUGAGGGAUGUAGAGCACAGGAUUAUGUGUGUGGGUUGGCUCAGAGGAUUCGGAAACUAGAAGAGAGAGCUCAGGAAAGGGCCAAACAGAAGAAGCCCGCUGCCGUCCCUUUUAGCUGGGUUUUCGGCAAGGAGGUUAUGCUUUAAAACCGCAGCCUUUCUUGUUGUUGCUCCCGUAUGUGUCAAACAGUUGGUAAUUAAUUAAGAUGAAAGAAAGAGUUUUUGUUUUUUCUUAUGGUGUAUUGUUGUAUCUGUCAUCCCUUCUCUAGCUGAUAGUCUUUCUUCUUCUUUUUCUUCAAUUGUGUAAGCUAUAGAAACAACAGCUCCUUUCUUGUGACCUUUAUAUUCGUUAGUUAAAUUUGUGUCAAUAUUUUGUACAACAUAAAUCUUUCAUUUCAGCUGGCUGCUUACUGCUUCGUGUGGG